Messenger RNA from Camelina sativa (false flax), 1528 nucleotides. RefSeq names its product septum-promoting GTP-binding protein 1. Lineage: Eukaryota; Viridiplantae; Streptophyta; Magnoliopsida; Brassicales; Brassicaceae. Gene Ontology annotation, molecular function: GTP binding; GTPase activity. The record is from RefSeq and is a predicted model, not a curated record.
CUUCCGAAAAAAAGGAAGAAACACAGAAAAGCUAAAGCUUCGGGUUCGGAAGGGCAUUAUGUAUUGACAUCUCUCUCUCUCUCUUUCUCCUUUCCUUUUUCUCCCAUAUGGCCAAUAUGGAACCAAGCAGCUUCUCUUUGGCCAUCUCUUCUUCUUCUUGAAGCUGCUUCUUCCUUCUCCUUCUCCUUCUUCUUGAUUCUUCUUCUUGAUUCUCUUUAUUCGUUUUCAAUAUGGCUCAGUCUUGUCUUAAGAUUGUUCGGAUCAACAAUCUAAGGAACAGAGUGAAUCGUCGGAUAUUGAUUCUCCGACGAUUCACUCGUUUGUUAUGGAGUAGGAUCGUCGCUUGUACCCCUGGUAAAUCCAGGAGAUACUUGUUGCUUUCUCGCGCUCUUCCAUCUCCGAAUGUUUCUCGUCCUUCUCUUUCUCCUCCUCAGAUCCCCGCCGUGGAUGUCGUCGUCGUCGGUGGUGGUGGUGUUGGUGGUGAGCUUGUUCGUCGAUCUUCCGUGGUGUACGAGCAACACGAUAAGGGUCAUAGGAGAUCGGAUUCUGAUCUUGUUUCUUUAAAGAUUAGUCUCUUAGGAGAUCCAGAAAUCGGAAAAACUAGCUUCCUGGCGAAAUAUGUUGGUGAAGAGAAAGAAGUAGUAGAAAUGAGAGAAUUGGAGCAAGGGAUCAAUUGUACGGACAAGACGUUAUACAUGGGAGAGGCUCGCAUUUCAUAUAGUAUUUGGGAAUUAGAAGGGGCUGAGAGAUCAAGAGAUCAGAUCCCAGUGGCUUGCAAGGAUUCUGUAGCGAUUCUCUUUAUGUUUGAUCUAACCAGUCGUUGCACGCUUAAUAGUGUGAUUAGCUGGUAUCAACAAGCUAGGAAGUCUAAUCAGACGGCGAUUCCAGUUAUGGUAGGAACCAAGUUUGAUGAGUUUAUUCAGCUUCCUAUUGAUCUACAAUGGACUAUUGCUAGCCAGGCGAGAACAUACGCGAAGGCGCUAAACGCGACGCUCUUCUUCUCGAGUGCUUCUUAUAACAUAAACGUGAAUAAGAUCUUUAAGUUUGUGACGGCGAAGCUCUUUGAUUUACCGUGGACAGUGGAGCGCAACCUCACUAUCGGAGAACCAAUCAUCGACUUCUAGAAUCUUAUCCAAAACGUAUUUGUAUAUAGAUAUAAAAGAAGCGAAUCCGAAAGAAACCUUUUCAUUUUUUUUUCAUUCACCGCCAAGCUUGCCGCCGUGGGACUGAUCGGACCACCGUUUCUAAGUCGUAUUUAAAGCGAAAUGGAGGGAUGAGGCGGCGGAGAUUUCGCCCGCUUUCUCCAUUAUUAUCUGUUUUUUUUUUAGUUAAAAAAAAAACAGAGAGAUAAAUGGUUUCGAGAGGUAGAAAAAAACAAGAAAAAAAAAACAUGCAAAAGAGGAGAUGGUGAAAAUGUAUUUUCUUUUAUGUCUUUUCGUUUUGUAAUUUUUUCACUUUCGAUGGUCGCUGGAGAUUUUUGGUUCCGGUAAAUUCUAAAGAGUAAAUACCAUUUCGCUUUUGAGUAUUA